UUUUGAUUCAAUGAUAUUUUCCCCCUUUCUUUGUGAUUUUAUUCUGAUGUUUUUCAGACUCUCUGAUUUCAAAAAGAGAAACAAUUUCUCAGCCAUAGUUAUUUGAACUUUCUGAGAACCAACUGUUGGUGCUAAGGGUUCAUGGCAUUAACUGGCUGCUGCAUCAACCAGGUUCGAUGAAGGAACUAUACAAUGUGUUGCAGAUUUUAGAAUUCGAUAUGCAUUCAUGGAAUCAAUGCCUGAUAGAAAUUGUGUAUGAUUUUGGAGAAGCUUGGCGGAAGACAAAGCCCUACAAGUUGUUUUCCUAUGAGUGGCUUCAAUGGCCGCGCCUUCUGCAAUAGGUGGGGACAUUUGUUUUGCGUCGAAAAUAACAACAGUCAUCAUUUGUUGGUGACUCAACAAAUUUCCUAGUCGAGGUGCAGUAUGACUUAGGAAGUAUGUUGUUGUUACUGUAGUUCAGAAAUGUCCAGAGGUUUUUGGACUUGGAUGAGGCAAUGCUCUUGAUAUGGAGGUUUGGAACAUGGCUUUUCAUCCUGCUUUUCCGGACAUCUUGGAAGGUUAUUUAUUAUGACUUGAAACCCCAUACCGCAGAACUUGUAUAUGAUUUUGGAGAAGCUUGGCGGAAACAAAACACUACUUCCUAAAAGUGGCCUCAACGGCCUCGUCUUUUGUAGCAGCUUCUAUCAAACUAUGUGGCAGUCCAUUUCAUAAUGUUUUGUUCACUCAUGAAAGACUGGGUUUGCUGCAAUAUGUAAGACAACUUGAUAUUUUGUGACAAUCAAGUUGCGUAACAUUUGGAGCGAACAGUUGAGGAACGAAGGCUUUGGUUGAUCAAGACACUUUAAUAUUAAGAUAAAGAGAAUAGAUUGAAAGGAGGAAAAGAAUUUAAAGGAUCUUGGAGAAGCUAUCACAUAUUCACGCAUUUAUAGUGAUUUUGUACUAACAUAAUAUAGAAACAUACUCUGAGAAACAUGUUUAAUAUAUAACGUCUACCAGAAUUUCCCAUGGCUUACUCGCGACCAGUACCUUUUUCAUAAUCACCACAUAGCAUUGGUGAUACUUCAAAUGGAGGCAUUGGUGGUGUUUUCCGUAACUCCAAAGUUGAAAUUAUACUAGGAUUCUCCAAACACUUACUAAUAAGGAACAACGUAAAUGCUGAAGUAGAGCCUUGUUGUAAGUAUUAUGGCUUGAAGACAGCCAUGGCUUCACUCUCGUUGACAUAUCUCUAGAUGCACAUGGAGUUGUAACAUGAUUAACUAGUUGGUUGACCUCAUCAUCUGACAUGUUUACAGGGAACAAAACAUGUUGGGAGAUCAUUUUGCCAAGUAACGGUUAAGCAAAUGGGAUGGAAGUAAAAUUAUGAUUUUGACAGUUCCCCCUAGUUUUUGCAGUAUCUGUUUGAAGCAGACGUAAUGGGAACUGUAUUUUUGUUUGCGUCGUUUUUAUAAUGCUCAAGUUGUGGGCCCAUGUUUUUGUUCUAUUCAUACCGAUUAUGAUUUCUCAUACUAUACAGCUGUGUGGCUGGCAUGAUGAUGUUCUUUAUGAUGAUGUUUCAUAGUUAAUGUAAUUACUCCCCCAAACCUAUAGAUUGUUGGCAUUCCACCCACUAUUGAAGAUUGUCUUGGGCUAUUGGGUUGUAUCAAGGGUAAUACAGGAUUUAAUGAAAAUGUCUCAUUCACAACCCAACCCCUCGUUUUAAGUAUUUGCAUUUUCAUAGUUCAACAUUGUUAUUCAGCCCUACUACCAUUAAGUUUUAGGAGAGUCAGGGCGACAAAGAUAUGAACAAUAAGACAUGUUUAGUGUGCUCUAGUAGAAGUAGAAGAGCUCAUAAUUUGAUCUUUAAAGUACAUAACAUUUGUUUCCUAGAUUUGGGUGUAUGCAAACUCAAAUCAUCCAGACAGAAUACUCUACGCUUGCAGCGAGAUCAUAAACUUGGGAGGCGUUAUUUUGGGCCCUAUCAGGAUUGAAAACGCAUUGGCCCCGUCCAUUAUUGCUUGAAACUUCCCGAGUCUCCAAAAAUCUAUUAUAUUUUCCAUAUUUCUAUGUUAUUGGCACUUUGGAUCAACAGGUGACACCUAUGCAUCUGAGUGUUCUUACUACAGAGGAUCUCGUUGAGUCCAACCUCGAGGACAAGGUUGCUUUCCAGGAAGGGAGUAAUAUUGUGAAUGAGAAUAUUGUUGACUGGGAUGCCACUCAGGAUGAGCACAUGGGACUGCCAUAUAUGACUUCUAGAAAGGUUAUUCCUCCUAAAAUACUUGGGUAUUACGGUUGGAAAGGGGGAAGUUCACGUGAAGAAGGGUAAAGUUGGCAAAACGGUAGGCACAAGCAUCACGAGUGGAGCAUUGCGCUACAGGCUAUUUGAUUGUUCACGUGGGGAUUGCGUUUGGAAAGGGGGAAGUUCACGUGGACACUCUUUCUCUCUCAGUUUCUUUUAAGUUCCUAACCUCCUCCUUUUAUCAUUAGCUAUUUUACUGAUGCAUUUUACCUUGUAAUUUCUGAUUCCAAAGACUUUAAUACAUCUACAAAAAAGUUACUAUGCCCUUCAACCCAUUUUAGUUAGAAAUCAAGAUAUAAUCUAUUAUUUAUUUCCAUAUUUAUUUUCACUCAUUAAUGUGAAGAAGAAUUGAUUAAUGUUGUGAAAAAUAGAAUAGUUUUCACAUUGAAGUGGAGGGGUUCCACUUUUUCAUUUCUAAUUAAGGUGAAAUUUGAAUGGAGUCUUUCAUAAUCCCAUCUAAUAUUUCUUUCCCAAAAUCAAUCGCUUCUCUUCAAUUAGCCUAGAGCCAAGAGAUACCCAUCUUCCUCCUAAGCGAGCAAGACCCAGCUGCUACACUUUGGAGAGAGGUAAAGGUAGGUGAUCUACUCCUUCCGUUGAGUCCGAGGCUGAUUACACCUCUGGUGGAGGGGAAAAUUCGAAUCCAUAGAUGCCUAAACGGUCAGGUUUGCAGGUAUUAUUAGAAUGAAUUGUCAACACAAAUUGUUUGUUUCUGAGGAAAUUGUAAUCAAUAUAUUGAAUCGCUUGCCUCUAAAAUCGCUAGCGAGGUUUGAAUGUGUAUCAAAGAACUGGCAAAAAGUCAUUGCUGAAGUUUACCGUAAUCGUCUACGGUGGCCUAAACCCUAUCAAAUCGGUUUUUUUUUUGUAGAGCGACGUUCCCAAAGUCGUUUUUUCUUCUCAUCGAAGGAAUCACCACUUUUAGUUGGUGCUAUUUUGGAUAAAUCAAUCAAUUUCAUCGGGGAGAGAGUGUAUAUUGUUUCUUCAUCCAAUGGUUUUCUCCUCUGCAAUAAGCUUAGAAGCAGGCAGAGGGUUUAUUAUGUUUAUAACCCUGCCACAAGGCAGCGUUUGGAUCUCCCUAAAACUCAAAUAUGUAUGAAAGAUCCAUAUGUUGGAUUUACUUGUAAGGUAGAUGAGGAUAACUCUGUCUCAUUUACUAUAGUUCGUUAUGAAACACCUCCGAGUACUUGGCAUGAGCUCCAGUAUUAUUUAAUAAUUGAAAGUUUCUCUUCAGAGGCUAAUGUGUGGACUGCGAAUAAACAAAUUCUGGAUGUACCUUUGCAAUUGUACCCUUCCAGGGAUAAGAUCUCCUCAUCCUCGUCUGGUGUAGUCGAUGGAGUAUUCUUUUGGCUCGAUAAUAGUGGAGAACGAAUGACUGUUUUUGAUAGUGUAGAAAAGAGUUUUUGGGCUUUCGUAUUACCUGAAUGGAGGACACCGAACUAUCUCAAUAGUUGUUGUCUUGGUUUUACAGGCGGGGAACUCUGUUUUGCUUAUAAUCGUUUGAACAUCAUCACUUGUUGGCGACUCAUCAAUUUUCGUAGUCGAGAUAAUGCAGUAUGGGUUUGGAAGUAUGUUGUAGAUGUUACUGAUAUAUUUCAGAAAUGUUCAGAGGAUUUUGGACUUGGAGGAGGCAGUAAUCUUGGUAUGGAGGUUCAGAACAUGGUUUUUCAUCCUGUUCUUCCGUGCAUCUUGUAUUUGCAAAUAAGAGGAAAAGUUAUUGUUUGUGAUGUGUCCACGCGUGUGGUAGAACUUGUAUAUGAUUUUGGAGAAGCUUGGCGAAAGACCCACGAAUACAAAUUGUUUUCCUAUGAGUGGACUCAAUGGCCGCGGCUUUUAUAGACUGUCAACAGGUUCAGAGCCCAGUACUAGCGGUAAGUGAUCCUAGCUUUGAGUUGGCAAUAUAUCAAAGUUCCUGGAUGUAAUUGCUUGGCUGUUCACAUCUUCUGGACGUCUCUAUCUUGUUUAUUUCCUGUCAUUAUCCUUCGGACAGUUGUAUAAAUUUCGAAUUCUCUUACUCAUGUCACUGGAUUUUUCGGGUUGUAACUGUAUUCUUUUGAAUUUCUGUGUUGAUUUAUGGAAGUAUGACUUUUAAGACUUUA
Molecule: messenger RNA, 4368 nt
Organism: Solanum pennellii
Lineage: Eukaryota; Viridiplantae; Streptophyta; Magnoliopsida; Solanales; Solanaceae
Product: F-box protein At5g03970-like
Exons: 4
Coding region: 2957-4108 (383 amino acids)
Molecular function (GO): protein binding
Source: RefSeq, a predicted model, not a curated record